Messenger RNA from Aethina tumida (small hive beetle), 926 nucleotides. RefSeq names its product 15-hydroxyprostaglandin dehydrogenase [NAD(+)]. The transcript has 5 exons. Gene Ontology annotation, cellular component: cytoplasm. NCBI's taxonomy places the organism in Eukaryota, Metazoa, Arthropoda, Insecta, Coleoptera, Nitidulidae. The record is from RefSeq and is a predicted model, not a curated record. Gene Ontology annotation, molecular function: oxidoreductase activity, acting on the CH-OH group of donors, NAD or NADP as acceptor. Bases 32 to 817 code for a protein of 261 amino acids.
GUUAAAACAUUCACAAACAUACAAUAAUAAAAUGGUUUUCGAUAUUACAAAUAAAGUGGCUCUUAUUACUGGCGGUGCCUCAGGUAUUGGUUUAAGGUACGCCAAAGAAUUACUUAGAAAUGGUGCGAAGGGAGUCACAUUAGCUGAUAAAAAUACAACUUUUGGAAAAAAUGCUUUAGUAGAUAUUGAGAAAGAGUUUGGACCAAAUAAAGCAAUCUUUAUUGAGACUGACGUGACUGAUAUAAAACAGUUUGAAGAUGCUUUCAAAAAAACUGUUGAAACAUAUAAAAAUGUAGAUAUUCUAAUAAACAAUGCCGGAAUUCUCAAUGAUUCAAUUUGGGAGAAAUCAAUAACAAUUAAUGUGAAUGGAGUAAUUCAUGGAGUUUUAUUAGGAAUGGACAAUUAUUUACCAAAAUAUAAAAGUGGGGAGGAAGCUCUUAUAGUUAACAUUUCUUCAAUAGCAGGAGUCCAAGGUUUUGCAGUUAUUCCAGUUUAUACCGGAACAAAAUUUGCAGUACAUGGCAUGACUCUUGCCUGGGGACACGAGUACCAUUACAAUCGUACUAAAGUGCGAGUUAUUGGAAUUUGUCCCGGUGUAACAGAGACUCCCCUUGUCACUGAGAUAAGUGGUAAGACGCUAGGGGAUGCUUAUGAAGCACGACUUCACGAUGACCUUUCACUUUUACCAACUCAAGCUCCCGAACAAUGUGCCAAGGGUGUUAUAAGUCUUAUUAAAAAUGCUCCAAGUGGAACAAUGUGGGUGGUAGAAGGAGGGGCACCCCCAUAUAAAUACGUGAUACCAGAACGUAACAUUUAAACUACGUUUAUAGUUUUUAUAAUACAAGUAUGUAUUGAAAUUUUUUUAUUACUUUAAGAAAGCUGUAUCACUAUUGUUCGUUAAAAUUAAAGAUAUUUUUACAUAAAAA